GUCUCCCUCCCCGCAUUUCUCCUCCAUCUCCAUCUUCCUUCUGUUCCACACUUCCUCCUUGUUUCCUUUCCUAGCUAGCUCUCUUCUGCUUGCUUGCUCUUCACAUUUCUUGUUUCUCCUACCCAACUUCCACAGACCUCAAUUUCCUUUAUUCUUCGUUCACUCACUUUUCUGACAUGGCGCCCCCAAAUGAUCCAAUCAAUUCAAUCUUCAGCGUCCUCAAACCCGCCAAAACCGACAACCUUUUUCAACUCCAUGGCGGGAAGCUCUCCCUCAAAAACGUUCCCCUGCUAUCCGAAGUUCCCCCCAAUGUCACUUUCAAACCCUACUGCUCCGUCUGCCCCUCCUCCGACGCCCCACCCCCCCUCUUCCACCGCGCCCAGUCCCUGUCUUCCAAGGGCGGAUUCCUCGGAUUCGCCCAGGAUGGGCCCUCCGACAGGCUCACCAAUUCCCUCGGCAAAUUCACCGGCAGGGAUUUCGUCAGCAUCUUCAGGUUCAAAACCUGGUGGUCCACCCAGUGGGUUGGGAACUCCGGCUCCGACGUUCAAAUGGAGACGCAGUGGGUAAUGCUCGAUGUCCCCGAGAUCAAGUCCUACGCCGUCGUCAUCCCCAUCGUCGAAGGAAAAUUCAGGUCAGCCCUUCAUCCUGGACUCGACGGCCACAUGCUCAUCUGCGCCGAAAGUGGUUCCACUCGCGCCAAAACAUCCUCUUUCGAUGCAAUUGCGUAUAUUCACAUGUCCGACAAUCCUUACACUCUGAUGAAAGAGGCUUACACUGCCAUCAGAGUGCACCUCAACACCUUCAAGCUCAUUGAAGAAAAAACUGCGCCGCCACUGGUGAACAAGUUCGGAUGGUGCACCUGGGAUGCAUUCUACCUGACCGUGGAGCCUGCCGGAAUCUGGCAUGGAGUGCAGGAAUUUGCAGAUGGUGGCUUCUCCCCGAGGUUUCUCAUCAUUGACGAUGGGUGGCAGAGCAUCAAUAUGGACGAACAGGACCCCCAUGAGGAUGCCAAGAAUCUUGUGCUCGGGGGGACUCAGAUGACUGCCAGACUUCACAGACUUGAUGAAUGCGAGAAGUUCAGAAAGUACAAGGCCGGAUCAAUGCUGGGGCCGAAUCGCCCCAAAUUCGACCCCAAGAAGCCAAAGCUGUUAAUAUCCAAGGCGAUUGAGAUCGAAGUUGCGGAGAAAGCCCGUGACAAGGCGGCUGAAUCUGGGGUCGCAGAUCUGUCUCAGUACGAGGUUCAGAUAGCAAAGCUGCAGAACGAAUUGGACGAAAUGUUCGGCGGUGGAGGGGAAGAAGAGAAGGGUGGAUCGAACAAAGGCUGCUCAAACUGCUCUUGCAAGUCUGACAGCUCUGGAAUGAAAGCAUUCACCAGUGAUCUGAGGGAGAGAUUCAAGGGGCUGGAUGAUAUAUACGUUUGGCACGCCUUGGCUGGAGCCUGGGGUGGGGUUAGGCCAGGGGCAACCCACCUCAAGUCGGAGAUUAUUCCAUGUAAAUUGUCUCCGGGGCUUGAUGGAACCAUGACUGAUCUUGCAGUCGUCAAAAUUAUCGAGGGGUCGGUGGGGCUGGUUCAUCCAGACCAAGCUGCUGAUCUGUAUGAUUCCAUGCACUCUUACCUUGCCAAAUCCGGAAUUACAGGAGUCAAAGUGGAUGUUAUCCAUAUGCUUGAAUAUGUCUGCGAAGAGUACGAGGGCAGGGUCGAGCUUGCCAAGGCUUAUUACAAGGGGCUGUCGAAAUCCCUGUCCAAGAACUUCAAGGGGACAGGGCUCAUCUCCAGUAUGCAGCAAUGCAAUGACUUCUUCCUGCUUGGAACUGAGCAGAUAUCCAUGGGAAGAGUCGGGGACGACUUCUGGUUCCAAGACCCUAAUGGUGACCCGAUGGGAGUGUACUGGCUGCAAGGGGUACACAUGAUCCACUGCGCCUACAACAGCAUGUGGAUGGGGCAAAUCAUCCAGCCCGAUUGGGACAUGUUCCAGUCCGACCAUCUGUGCGCAAAAUUCCAUGCCGGCUCCAGGGCCAUCUGCGGCGGUCCCGUUUAUGUGAGUGAUUCUUUGACUGGCCAUGACUUUGAUCUUCUGAGGAAGCUGGUGUUCCCUGAUGGCACCAUCCCCAAAUGCAUCCAUUUUGCUCUCCCGACAAGAGACUGCCUCUUCAAAAACCCCCUCUUUGACAGCAAGACCAUUCUCAAGAUAUGGAACUUCAACAAGUAUGGCGGCGUUGUUGGGGCCUUCAACUGCCAGGGCGCCGGAUGGGACCCCAAGGAACAGAGGAUCAAAGGUUACUCCCAGUGCUACAAGCCACUCUCCGGUUCAGUUCAUGUAAACGACAUCGAAUGGGAUCAGAAGAAUGAGGCAGCCGGAAUGGGAAGUGCUGAGGAAUACGCUGUGUACCUCACGGAGGCGGAGAAACUGUUGUUGGCGAAGCACGAUUCAGGGCCCAUCUCAUUCACCCUAAAGUCGUCGACAUUCGAGAUCUUCAGCUUCGUGCCAAUCCAGAGGCUGGGGCAGGGGAGUGUGAAGUUUGCACCGAUUGGGCUGACCAACCUGUUCAACUGUGGAGGGACCAUUCAGGGGGCGGUGUACGAUGAGGGCGUGGCGAAGAUUGAAGUGAAGGGCGAGGGGAGGUUCCUGGCAUAUUCGAGUGGUUCGCCGAAGACGGCGUACGUGAAUGGAGGUGGGGUGGGGUUCGAGUGGGCAACCAGCGGGAAGCUGAGCGUCGACAUUCCAUGGUAUGAAAACUGUGGUGGAAUAUCCAACGUGACUUUCGUUUUCUGAGUGAGUGAGUGAAUUUUCAGCCUUCAUUUUGCACGUGUUGGUUUUUAAGCAUAACUACACUACUAAAUAAAGUCCUCCAUGCCUGCCUGCCUGUCUGUCUGUCUGUGUCUGUAUGAAAUGGCCCAAGGUUAAGCCAUGGAACUAUCUAUCUAUCUAUGUAUGAAUGUUUCCCUUCACUUCAAAUGAAAAAUACAGCUGCUUGGCUUGGCUUUUUCCA
Andrographis paniculata is the source of this 2991-nucleotide messenger RNA. Its product is annotated as stachyose synthase. The transcript is spliced from 4 exons. NCBI's taxonomy places the organism in Eukaryota, Viridiplantae, Streptophyta, Magnoliopsida, Lamiales, Acanthaceae. Bases 177 to 2774 code for a protein of 865 amino acids. The record is from RefSeq and is a predicted model, not a curated record.